UUUGAAUUGUUUACGAAAGGCUAAAGCCAAAACGAAUCGUAGGUGCUCGCACGGCCACAGCUUUGAGUGACAUCAAUGGAGGAAUACAAGACGGCAGUGAAGGCGACGCAAGACAAAUUUAAAUAAUGAUAUUUUACUUGAGCAGAAUCGUUUUGCGCUUGUAUUUGCUGCUGUGCAUCUCGACCAGUGUCGGCUACCUCCAUCCUUCUGUCAACCAGUUAGCUCAGGCCUAGCCUGGAUGGUUAGUAUGGAAAUGCUGAAGAUAGAGCAAGUCGUUGUUGGCAGUGAGAUGAUGUCUAACUCUGCGGAGAUCAAGUCUGAGCCCGUGGUCCGCCCUCUGCAGUCCUAUCAGCAUGAGAGUCUCCAGUGUUUUCAGUGCUUCAUCACAUUCAGUGACCCUAAAGCCAAGGAGAGACACAUGAGGAAGAGUCACAGAGACCAGUACAAACAGCAGCUGCAGCAGAGUAAUACAGUCUUCACUUGCUACAAGUGUGACAAGUGCUUCUCCUCCUCUGACAAGCUCAGCCAGCACCAGGCCACCCACAGCACAGAGGAGAAGUCUUUCCGCUGCUCCUACUGCCGGAAAACCUUUUUUACCUUCACUGAGCUGAACAAACACAGGCGGCACGAGUGCGUUGAACGACGGUGUCCCUGCAGGGAUUGUGGCGCUUUGUUCCCCAGUCCCUCACGGCUUCGCAGUCAUCGGCUUGCAGUGCACCCCCAGAACCAAGCAGUGGCGGACGACCUCAACACCUACCAGUGCUGCAAAUGUAGCCGUGGUUUCCAGACAGAGGAGGAGCUCUUGCAACACCAGGAGAGAUUUGCUAAUGAUCUAAACUGUGACGCUAAGCCGCAAGGCAAAAAGCGUGGCCGUAAACCCAAGAACGCAGCUCAAGAUGGGCAAGGUGACAGCAAGAAGAUCAAAGAAGAAGAAGAAGAAGAAGAAGACGAGGGAGAAGACGGAUGCAAUGACAUUCUGGCAGAGGGUUGCUCCACUGCUGAGCUCAAGAUCCCUUGUCCUGAAGCAGAUUGCGAUCUCACAUUUCCUUCUGUUGCAGCCCUACGGGCACACAAGAAAGAGGAACAUGCAGCCCUCGCUUCACAAGGUUCAGACAUGCACACGGUGUGAUGAGAAUUGUGCUCAACCUGAGCGGUUCAAAGCAAACAAAACCAGGGCUCAAAUCUCUGGAUAAAUGUCCCCUACCUGUGGAAAGAGCUGUGUGAGAGAGAGCGUGCCCUAAAGGCCUGUCAGACCACUCACACUGAAGGAAAGGAGGCAACACAGAUCACAUAAUAUAUGGGGGGAAACUACAGCUUGGUCCUGUCAUUCGGUUUAAUACUUGUCAGAGAUUGUGCUGGAACAUUUUUUUUUUUUUAUGUGAAUAUUUUAAGGAGAGAGUUUUUGAACCAAGGUUGUGCAACACAGCUGGAUUGUGAAGGUGUGUUUUUUUUGAACAUUUCGUUAAAAAAGACAUCCUGCACUUGUGAAUAAAACUCUGUUCUGUACAUAAAUACGAUUCAUGUCCAUUACAGAACUAUGUCACGGGCCAUUUUGUUUCACUGUCCAUGUUAUGUCUGUUCUACCUGAAAUGUUUUAUAUUCAUUGUAGAGUAGCAAGCUAAUCCUCCUGCAUGUGUGGGAGGGUUCUGUAUUUAACUGAACCUUUUUCAGGAAAAAUGUGACAGUGGCACAGAGAAUGUAAAACAUCUGAACACGAUAAAAGCCAAUAAAUGAGUCCUUCACAUAUAUAACCUCGAGAGCUUAUUUUCCCUUUGCAUAAAGUCGACAGUUGUUGCGUUGAACAGUACUUUGAUUUCCAUGGUGUCUUUGUCAAUUUGUGUGAGUUUUUGUUGUUACAAUCACUGAAUUUUUGUCUUGAAUAAAGAUAUGAUUUUAACAUAAAACCCAGACACCGGA
This is a messenger RNA of Mugil cephalus (flathead mullet), 1917 nucleotides long. RefSeq names its product zinc finger protein 2-like. The transcript has 5 exons. Gene Ontology annotation, molecular function: chromatin insulator sequence binding. Lineage: Eukaryota; Metazoa; Chordata; Actinopteri; Mugiliformes; Mugilidae. Gene Ontology annotation, biological process: regulation of transcription by RNA polymerase II. The record is from RefSeq and is a predicted model, not a curated record. Gene Ontology annotation, cellular component: chromosome. Bases 239 to 1129 code for a protein of 296 amino acids.